GUCCCUUAUGUGACCGUCCCUUCACCCCUCCUUUCAGAUGAGUCAGUCCCAGGAACUCCAACUCCUGUGGCCUCCAGACCUGCAAGCCCUGCCCUCCGGUGUGUGAUGGCUUCCGGCGUCUUCUCCCCGGGCCACCUGAGUUCAUCACAGGUGGCUCCAGGAGGCCAGGGGACUGGGAAGGAGGAACAGGUUUGUCAGUGAGUGGCUGGAAGGGUCUGGCUUCAUUGGGAAGACGGAGCCCUUUCUCUCCCACAGCUGGGACUGAGGAGGGUGUGCCAACCAGGCAGCAAGCCAGGUGCCUCGCUGCCUGCAGGGCAGCUUGUGGCCAGAGCAGCUCUGGUUCUGUGAAGAUGGGAAUCUCAGGGCAUGGGGUCUUGGUGUCUCUGCCCUGUUUUUUUUUCCUAAUGGCCUUUAGGAAGCCUGCUGCCAUGGGCCCGUGCCUCUCAGGAUCUGCCAUGCCAGCUGUGAAGAUGAGCAGGCCGUGACCCAGAGACUGCCUGGUGGCCUCUGUGGGCGAAGAGCUCUGUGAACCCAGAGCAACUGGCAGAGAGGCUUCCCUCCCAGGAGGUGAGCACCAGGCCCGCUGAGCCUCCCCGAGCUGCCAGCCAUGCCCGGGAUCGUGGUGUUCCGGCGGCGCUGGUCUGUGGGCAGCGAUGACCUCGUCUUGCCAGCCAUCUUCCUCUUCCUCCUGCACACCACCUGGUUUGUGAUCCUGUCCGUGGUGCUCUUCGGCCUGGUCUACAACCCACACGAGGCCUGUUCCCUGAACCUGGUGGACCACGGCCGCGGCUACCUGGGCAUCCUGCUGAGCUGCAUGAUCGCCGAGAUGGCCAUCAUCUGGCUGAGCAUGCGUGGGGGCAUCCUCUACACAGAGCCACGCGACUCCAUGCAGUACGUGCUCUACGUGCGCCUGGCCAUCCUGGUGAUCGAGUUCAUCUAUGCCAUUGUGGGCAUCGUGUGGCUCACGCAGUACUACACCUCCUGCAACGACCUCACCGCCAAGAACGUCACCCUGGGGAUGGUCGUGUGCAACUGGGUGGUCAUCCUGAGUGUGUGCAUCACCGUCCUCUGUGUCUUCGACCCCACGGGCCGCACCUUCGUGAAGCUCAGAGCCACCAAGAGGAGACAGCGCAACUUGCGGACCUACAACCUGCGGCACCGCUUAGAGGAGGGUCAGGCCACCAGCUGGUCCCGCCGGCUCAAAGUGUUCCUGUGCUGCACGCGGACCAAGGACUCCCAGUCAGAUGCCUACUCGGAAAUCGCCUACCUCUUCGCCGAGUUUUUCCGGGACCUCGACAUCGUGCCAUCCGACAUCAUCGCUGGCCUGGUGCUGCUCCGACAGCGGCAGCGGGCCAAGCGCAAUGCCGUGCUGGACGAGGCUAACAAUGACAUCUUGGCCUUCCUCUCUGGGAUGCCAGUGACCAGAAACACCAAGUACCUCGACCUGAAGAACUCGCAAGAGAUGCUCCGUUACAAAGAGGUCUGCUACUACAUGCUCUUCGCCCUGGCGGCCUACGGCUGGCCCAUGUACCUGAUGCGGAAGCCAGCCUGCGGCCUCUGCCAGCUGGCCCGGUCCUGCUCGUGCUGCCUGUGCCCUGCGCGGCCCCGGUUCGCCCCUGGGGUCACCAUUGAGGAAGACAACUGCUGUGGCUGCAAUGCAAUAGCCAUCCGGCGUCACUUCCUGGAUGAGAACAUGACAGCGGUGGACAUCGUCUACACAUCCUGCCAUGACGCGGUCUACGAGACACCCUUCUAUGUGGCAGUGGACCAUGACAAGAAGAAGGUGGUGAUUAGCAUCCGUGGAACUCUGUCCCCCAAGGACGCCCUGACGGACCUGACAGGCGACGCUGAGCGCCUCCCUGUGGAGGGGCAUCACGGCACCUGGCUGGGUCACAAGGGGAUGGUCCUGUCUGCCGAGUACAUCAAGAAGAAGCUGGAGCAGGAGAUGGUGCUGUCCCAGGCCUUCGGGCGAGACCUGGGUCGCGGCACCAAGCACUACGGCCUGAUCGUGGUGGGCCACUCCCUGGGUGCGGGCACCGCUGCCAUCCUCUCCUUCCUCCUGCGCCCACAGUACCCGACCCUCAAGUGCUUUGCCUACUCCCCACCGGGAGGCCUGCUGAGUGAGGACGCUAUGGAGUACUCCAAGGAGUUUGUGACUGCUGUGGUUCUGGGCAAAGACCUCGUCCCCAGGAUUGGCCUCUCACAGCUGGAGGGCUUCCGCAGGCAGCUGCUGGACGUGCUACAGCGGAGCACCAAACCCAAGUGGAGAAUCAUCGUGGGGGCCACCAAAUGCAUCCCCAAAUCAGAGCUGCCCGAGGAGGUGGAGGUGACCACCCUGGCCAGCACACGGCUCUGGACCCACCCCAGUGACCUCACCAUUGCCCUCUCAGCCAGUACCCCACUGUACCCGCCAGGCCGCAUCAUCCACGUGGUCCACAACCACCCUGCCGAGCAGUGCUGCUGCUGUGAGCAGGAGGAGCCCACGUACUUUGCCAUCUGGGGAGACAAUAAGGCCUUCAACGAGGUGAUCAUCUCGCCGGCCAUGCUGCAUGAGCAUCUCCCCUACGUGGUCAUGGAGGGGCUCAACAAGGUGCUGGAGAAUUACAACAAGGGGAAGACAGCCCUGCUGUCUGCAGCUAAGGUCAUGGUGAGUCCUACAGAGGUGGAUCUGACCCCGGAGCUCAUCUUCCAGCAGCAGCCGCUGCCCACGGGGCCGCCCAUGCCCACUGGCCUGGCCUUGGAGCUGCCUGCUGCAGGCCACGCCAACAGUAGUGUCAGGAGCAAGUCCCAGUCGGAGAUGAGCCUGGAGGGUUUCUCCGAGGGGCGUCUGCUGUCCCCCGUGGCCGCCGCGGCAGCCCGCCAGGACCCCGUGGAGCUGCUGUUGCUGUCCACACAGGAGCGGCUGGCGGCGGAGCUGCAGGCCCGGCGGGCGCCGCUGGCCACCAUGGAGAGUCUGUCGGACACAGAGUCCUUGUACAGCUUCGACUCGCGCCGCUCCUCCGGCUUCCGCAGCAUCCGCGGCUCGCCCAGCCUGCAUGCCGUGCUGGAGCGCGACGAGGGCCACCUCUUCUACAUCGAUCCCGCCAUCCCGGAGGAGAAUCCAUCGCUGAGCUCGCGCACCGAGCUGCUGGCGGCGGACAGCCUGUCCAAGCACUCGCAGGACACGCAGCCGCUCGAGGCGGCCCCGGGCAGCGGGGGCGUCACCCCCGAGCGGCCCCCGAGCGCGGCUGCCAAUGAGGAGGAGGUGGAGGCGGGCAGGGACGGCGGCGCACCCGCCCCGCGCAGCGAGCUGGCCCUGCACAACGGGCGCCUAGGGGACUCGCCCAGCCCCCAGGUGCUGGAGUUCGCCGAGUUCAUCGACAGCCUGUUCAACCUGGACAGCAAGAGCAGCUCCUUCCAGGACCUCUACUGCAUGGUGGUGCCCGAGAGCCCCACGAGCGACUACACCGAGGGCCCCAAGUCCCCCAGCCAGCAAGAGAUCCUCCUCCGGGCCCAGUUCGAGCCCAACCUGGUGCCCAAGCCCCCGCGGCUUUUUGCCGGCUCUGCCGACCCUUCCUCGGGCAUCUCCCUCUCGCCCUCCUUCCCGCUCAGCUCCUCCGGGGAGCUCAUGGACCUGACGCCCACCGGCCUCAGCAGCCAGGAGUGCCUGGCCACUGACAAGAUCCGGACUUCGACCCCCACGGGCCACGGGGCCAGCCCAGUCAAGCAGGAUGACCUAGUCAUCUCGGCACGCUAGCACACCCCCACCCCACCACCACAGCUGCUUCCAGCCGAGGGGCCCAGGGCAGAGUGUGGGGGCUCCACGUGGGCAUGGGGCAUCACUGCGCUGAGCUUGGGGGUCCGCAUCCCUACCUCAGCCUAGGACCCCCAGAGCCAAGGUGGCUGGGAUCUGGUUCCCCAUAUGAGGAAAGCUGGAGGAGCCCAGGACGACCUGGGGUGACUGGGCCAUCCUCAGUCUGACGGCACCUCUUGCCCUGCGUCAGGGCGUAGGACGCUGGCCACCCUCACUGCCCCUUGGCUGCAUUGCCCAGGCCACACCUUAGAGCAGUGCCUGCACAUAUACUGUCCUCUAUGGACCAGGUUGGCACCUGCCCUGGGCACCCCCCUCCUCGGGACUCCCUGCCCCACCCCACCAAGGUGGCCCACAGUACUGUAUGUGUUUACAGAAGCUGCUGGGCAGGCUCAGGGUCUGCCCUGGGCUUCUUGCAAGCCCUGUCCCCCCAUCUCCCUCCCACUGCCACCUACCUAGAAGCUGCCUCCCUACAGGGCCUGGGAAAGCCUGCUGGGGAAUGGGGUGAGGAUUAGUCCUUCUCUGCCCGUACCCCUUAACACUAACCCCGUGUCUGAGUCCUACAUACCCUGGUCUGCCCUGCUGCCCCCAGGGCUUCCAGCCUUGCAGAGGGUGGUGGGCACUGUUGGGGCACCCCUGGCUGCACGGAGCCUCCUGCCUCUGGGAGGCCCCACUCCUUUAUGCACCCAACCCCCAUACCUAGACAGCUCUGGGAAUCAGGCUUUCUUCCCUCCUACACCAGUGGUCCUGUGGACAGGAAGUGGGGUCAAGAGGGAGGGACUGUGGGACAUGGUAAGAUACCCUGCAGCCAGAUUAGGGGCCAGGAGGGUCAGGGGCUGCCCUGGUCUGCCCCCAGGCUCCCAUGGGGGCUCUUUCCCUGUUGGGUUUGGGAAGGUGGAUUCCUAGCCUUUCCCGAGAGUGGGCGUGGGGGAGGGCAUGCAUGCUAGCUAGCGUCAGGCAUGUGUGUGCAUGUGCGUGAGGAAGGGACUGCCAGGGGCCACCCACCUGACCUGCCCUGCUUGCCUGCUGCCCCUCGCAGCCUGCCGAGCAAACAGUGAACAGGACAGGGCCUGGGAGGCAAGGCCUCAGGACAGGCUCAGUUCCACACACCGCUCACCCCUCCUUGCUCACCUGCUGCCCCGACCCUUGGUUUGGAAGACGCCUGUACCACGGAGCAGGCACCCACCGCCUGCUGGUGCCUUCUCCUCCAUGGUCCCUCCCACUCCAGCCUCCCUGGGCCCGCUGGGCUCUCCUCACCCAUACCCCAUCUCACGAUAACUGGGACCUGGAGGCAGAACCCUGAUCUUGCCCCGCUCCCAACCUGGUUGUCUUGGAUGACAGCCCUGGGAGGACCUGCCAACCCCCCGGUGGAUGGGGACAGAGCGCCAGGAGCCAGGUGGUCUGCCACCUCUGUGACACUCCAUCCCGGCUGAGGCAUGGCGCCCAGCCCAGCACAGAAACAGGACGAAACCAAAGGCUCUCAGAGCAUAGAAAGAAUCUUAAAAGAAACUUCCCAACAAGCACCUAGCCAGUAGCUGCGAGAGACUCAGUGUCUGGCCUUUUAACUCCUCCUGUGCCCAAGUGUGUCCUAGGCCCUCUAGGGCAGGCAUAUCACGUGCCCGUGCCCAGGCCUGAGCCAUCAGGGACAAACACCCCAGCCCCAAGGCGGCAGCCAAGCUGCGUUGUCACGGGCUUGAGGCUGGGGCAUGCUUGGACUCAGCCCUGGACAGCCAGGGCCAGCCCCUCCCCACCAGCCCCAGAAAGAUGGGCCUGCUGCACGUUCCCUCCUCCACCUCAUGCCACAUCUCGGGGGGGUCUGAGCCACCCCCCUCAGCCCAGCUCGGCUCAGCCCGACCCCUACUCCGUCCCCCAGACCCGCAGCACAAGCUCUGCCAGCCACACGCUGGCCUGCCCUCCCGGGGCCUGGGUGACCUCCAUAUGCAAUGGGUAGCGAGCGCCGGGCCCCACACACACCUUGAUGCACUCUAUAUGUGCCAUCCUCCCAUGAGUUUUUUUUUUUUUUUUUUACUUAAUGUAUGAAAGAUCCACACUAAUAUUGCUGUAAAAAGGAGAGACAAAUUAAUAUAGCUUAUUCUAUAAAUAUAUCUGUAUAUAAUGGUUUCUGUAUAUUGUAUAGAGCUAUGUAUAAACUGGAUGUAGAAGCACA
This is a messenger RNA of Ochotona curzoniae (black-lipped pika), 5957 nucleotides long. RefSeq names its product diacylglycerol lipase alpha (gene DAGLA). Gene Ontology annotation, biological process: lipid metabolic process. Gene Ontology annotation, cellular component: dendrite membrane; postsynaptic membrane. Bases 608 to 3736 code for a protein of 1042 amino acids. The transcript has 20 exons. The record is from RefSeq and is a predicted model, not a curated record. NCBI's taxonomy places the organism in Eukaryota, Metazoa, Chordata, Mammalia, Lagomorpha, Ochotonidae.